This is a messenger RNA of Ceraceosorus guamensis, 4327 nucleotides long. Its product is annotated as D123-domain-containing protein. The transcript has 8 exons. Gene Ontology annotation, biological process: ribosome-associated ubiquitin-dependent protein catabolic process; rescue of stalled cytosolic ribosome. Gene Ontology annotation, cellular component: RQC complex. Bases 371 to 4252 code for a protein of 1293 amino acids. The record is from RefSeq and is a predicted model, not a curated record. NCBI's taxonomy places the organism in Eukaryota, Fungi, Basidiomycota, Exobasidiomycetes, Ceraceosorales, Ceraceosoraceae.
CACCGAAAAAUCAUGUCAUCAGAAGUCGCGACAAGAGGGAGCAGAGAGAAAGAGAGAGAGAGACAUAGAUGGGCUUUGUGAUCAAGGUCUGCAAGUGGUGCUCGCUUCGACCACCAUUUUUGCCCACAGCCGAAAGCACGAUCAACAAUCUCGUCUGGCCUCGCACAUACACUCGCACCUCGCGAGACUUUGUUCGAUCGAAAGCGCGUCGAGAGGGACGUGCUUCAUUUGGCGGGUCAAGUGGUGAGACACAAAACACUUCAAACAGCUCCGCCUAAGCUUUGCCUUUGGAACGUUUCAGGUAGAGCCAAGCGCUAGUCGUGGCCGCCUCUAUUCGACACAGACGCUCACAAAUAGUUGCGCAUUCAGCAUGACCACCUCUUCCACGCCAACGGCUUCCCGCCCUUCCGCCCUUCCGGCCCUAACCUCUCCAUCCCAAGCGCUUCAGAGCACCCUCUUCUCCACCUGGUAUCCCAACUUUCGAAAGAUCUCUCCCAAAGCUACCAUCAUAGAUUUGCAAGAGGUGCAACCAGAAUUUUUGAAAUGGUUAGAAGAGGAUGGCAUCGUCUUGCCUGAGGGCUCUGACUUGCCCAUAGGAAGAGAAGGGGAGCAGCAGACGACGCGGAGACCAACAGAUGCGCAGGACGAGGACGAUGCGGAAGAUGUGAGACCGGCUAAAUUUGAUAGGCUGGAUGCCAGGAUCAGAGACGUCAUCAAGAGCUACGAUGGCGCCGUCUUUCCUAAGCUCAACUGGAGCGCACCUUUGGAUGCUGCCUGGAUCGUAGCUGGCUCGACCCUGCGAUGUACGACGCCUGCCGAUGUCUACUUGCUGCUCAAGUCGUCCGACUUUGUCGCCAACGACACGGAGCAAGCCAAGCUUCUUUACGAUGCUCAGUCGACUGCUGGGAAAAGUGCAGUGGCCAUCUCUUCCACCGAUUCGCAUCGUGAGGACACCUCUGCACCCGCUGCGCAGGACGAGUUGGAGAUCGCCACAAUGAGCAGCGGUGGUGCGACUCUUGAGCCCAUGAAGAAUGUGCCAGCAGGCUUGGUGCUCAAGAAAUGGUUCGACAUGCCACCUUCGCACGAGUAUCGAUGUUUCGUUCGAGCGGCCAACCUGAUCGGCAUCUCUCAGCGCGACAACGUCUUCUACUCCCACCUGCAAGACGUUUCGACGCAGCAAACCAUCCGUGCGCAGCUCGUCGACUUUUACGAAACGUACCUCCGACCUAGAACGCCGCCGCCUGGCGCCAAAAAAGGAAGAGAUGCGGGAUUCAGUGUUCAGGACUUUGUGUUCGAUGCGUACUUGACUAGAAAUAUGGACCGCGUAUUCUUGGUGGACGUGGGGCCUUAUUUGCCCAGGACGGACAGUCUGCUGUGGACUUGGGAAGAAUUAGAGUCGGAAGCGGCCCGCAUACACGGAGAGCAAGGGCACCGCAUUGCUCAAGCGAGCAGAUCUCCACCCGCUCAACCGGAGCUGAGACUCAUCAGCAGCGAAGGACAGGCUAGUCAGUCUGCCCCAACGCAUGUCAGGAAUAUGGUUCCCAGAGACGUUCUGCAGCACAGCGACGGCAAGAGCAUCGUUGAAUUUGCGAGGGAAUGGGAGGAGAGUCUUAGAGGUGCCGUGCUGGAAGGUGAGGGUAAGGGCGCACGCGAGACCAAUACAUUACAGGCGUCAAUGCAGCAGCAAGGCGAAAAGCAAUCGGGACCGGAAGCUCCUCCGCUUGAGGAGGCCGGGGAACGACCAAGUGCAGCGACGGAUAGGCAGGUCAGAUUCGAUGGAGUGGACGCGUCGGACGAAGAGUCCGAGAAAGCUGAGACGGACAAUGAAGAAGAUGCGGCCGAGCGCGGCGAGGGCACUUCCAUUGGACAGGCUGGAUUCUUUGCGGCGCUUGGUGGUCUAGACGACGGGACUUCAGGAGAAGGAGAAGAUUCGCUGCGAAAGAAGACUGCGAGGAGAAAGAAAAAGAGAAAGUCGAAAGAGGGAACGAAUGCUUCGAACGAUGCUGAUGCUGCCGAGGCUACGACUGCACCGGGCAUUGGAACAGAUCAAGUUACGAAGCCCGCCUCAGGUGCGGGAAAGACUGGUCCGCAGCCACAAGCUCAAAGAAAAGCCAAGAAGCCUAGCAACGGCCGCGCGAGCGGAUCUAGCAAGGCAAAAGCAGAUGGUGAAAAGACGCUUGGCAAUAUGAGCAUGGACGAAUUCACCGAGCUGUUGGCCUCGCAAGCCAAGUUGUCUGGUCGCUCGUCGGAGUUGUCUGGCGACGCAGUCGGAUCGUCGACAUCUCAAGAGGCUGAUGCUUCCUUCUCCAACACGCACCUGUCAUCCUUGCGCUCCCUUCUGGCUCUCAGCGCAUCAUUCCUCGAUCCUACGGUCGAGCUCAAGCGACAAUUCGGAGCUGCAGCUGUCAGAGCUUAUGAAGCCGAAAUGGCAGCCUCGGGAAACAAUACUGCGGGCGGUGCCGCAUCUAGGAGAGCGCAGACAAAUUGGAACUCCAAUAGUAGGUUCAGGAACACCUUGGUACAGCCGCCCGACACUUGGCCGCCUAUCAGUAGGACGUUUACGGGAAUGAACAUGGAGACGCUGACUUCGGAAAGGGGAAGGAUGGGUGCUUGGAUACAUAGCCGCGCUUAUCGCCAAGUGCAGCUGGCAUUCUUGCAAGCAGUACAAUCGUACGAUCCGAAUCAAUUGGUAGCUCUGCUCAGGCAGUGUCCCUGGCAUGUGGACACCCUGCUGCAGUUGUCGGAUAUUUCUCGCCAUCAAGGAGAUCUAGGCCAAGCUUCAGACUUCAACGCUCGCGCCUUGUUCGCAUACGAGCGGACCGCCUCUCCUAUCUUUACCUCCGGCCUGGUGUCUUCUUCGGGCCCUCCUCAGGUGGACUUUGCAAAGGUGGAGAAUAGAGGAUUGUGGUUGGCGGUGCAUCGGCAGAUUAACUUUUUGUGCAGAAAGGGAACGUGGAGGACGGCGUUGGAGUGGACAAAGUUCAUACUCGGAUUGGAUCCCCUGGAGGACCCGCACGCUUCGGUGCUUUGGAUCGACUUUAUCGCCGUCAAAGCUAGACAGUACGGCUGGUUCGUCGAGAUGCUCGACCAGCUCGACGCUAGCAAUGCCAAAUUGUUGCAAGCCCAGGGCAAGGCCAAAGAGCUUCGCGUCAAGCUCAAUCCGCUCGAGCAGAAACUUUGGAAAGAAGCUGGGCUUGCGCAAGAGCCUUGGUCCGCCUUGGAUUGGACGGUGGGUCUGUAUUACGCUAGAGCGCUGGCUGUCAGAGCUAUUGAGAAAGACGAGGGCAGGCAGGAGAGUGAACGCAGCAGCGCAGCGCUCAAGCUGGCCAUUGCAAGAUGCCCCGUCUUUGUGACCAUGCUCUUCGACAAGAUCGGCAAUGCGCUUCCACAAUCCCUUGCAGGUUCGAAUCUGUUCCGCAUCGAUGAGGACAGAUACUCGGCCUCGGAAGACGCGCUUGCUCUGUUGCUUGGCAAUAUCUACGUGGCUAGGAGCGAGAGCCUUUGGAGAGAACCUGCGACGAACCAGUGGCUUUUAGAUACGUUGGAAGAGAUUUGGCCUGAGCUACAGAAGAGCGAGAACAAGCCGAGACCUUUGCAAUGCUCAGACACCCAUCGUCGAGCCGUGUAUAGGCACGUUCUGGUGUCCGACUUGCCCGACGCAUUGCGUCAAAAGCUCAUAGGGUACUUUCCUCCCGAGAUCACAAACAAGGAAUCGCUGGACGCGUGGGACCCCCUGCCUCCUAAAGGUCCUCAUGCGACGUGCUACGACGACGAGUACUUUGCGCCUGUACAGCGGGAGAGGGAGAGGCAGAUGAGGGCGAGCGGGCUGGCUUCCAAUGUUGCCGGUGCUGCAGGAGGUGGAGGGCUGGCCAAUGCGCUGCAGAACCUUGUCAACAUGAUGCGAGGAGGUGGGGGCGGACUGGAGGAGUGGGGGGCUGCGAUGGAGCAGAUGGACGACGAGACUCGGGAAGACCUCAUGGCCGAGCUGAUGCAGAUGACGGCUGAGGCGAGGCGAAAUAGAGGCGUGGCGGCAGAUGAACCUCCGGGCGCAUUUGGUCAGGCUGCUGAUGAAGAUGGAGAAGAAGGCGAUGAAAUGUUUGCGGAGGCGGAAGAAGGAGAUGAUGCAGAUAUGGGGCCUAUUGGCAUGCUGCGCAACGCGUUAAGAGGCUGGUGGGGCGGCGAUCAGGCUCAGGCUCAGGCGGACACCCUAGGUGAAGAAGAGGCGGAGCAGCACGACGCAGAAAAUGCGUGAUCAGCUUGGUGUCAUCCUUCCUCCAGGGCAGUGUUCGUGCAAAUCGUUCACGCAAUACAUGGCUGUUUGUCUGAA